CAUUCUGUGUUAUUAAAUGUUUGCUACUGCUUAAGCUGCUGCUGCUGCUGCAUUCGUGCUGUACUGUUUGAAUACCAACUGGAGGCCUUGGGAUUAGCAGACACUCCAAAGCACAGCUAGAAUACCCACGCUGCACAUGAGCUGCAGAGAUGUGGUCUGACAGCUGAAGGCACGGCAGUUCUCAGGUUGCAGGAGAAGUGUUGUCUGCCAUCCCAAUAAUCAAUACAGGACCUGGUUUACAAGCGUCAGCUGUGUCACAGUGCCUCCAUUGCCAAGAACAGGUUCUAAUGGGUGGCACAAAAAGUACUUGUGGGCCAGCUUCUGUGAAUACAAAUGCACAGUGGCAACCUAAUGCAGUACGUGGGUGCCUUUUGGGAGAUUAGGAUGGACUUGAAGUUAAAACAGAACUGGGAAGUGGGGAAUAUGUGAGCAUCAAGAAAGUGUAUGUAAGGGAAAGGUGUUUUUUGUAGUGAUCGUGCAUGUCUGUCUGAGAUCUGAAGGACACUGAAGUUCUUCAGGGAAUGUGGUGGGCAUUUAUUUUGUUUGUUGAGUUGGUGGCUUUUUUGAACUUGUUCAUUGUUGUCUAAUGGUAGGGUCAAGGGCACAUUUAACAGGUUCUGUUGUGAAACAGAUGUCAGGGGGCUGGAUUUCUCUAAUAAAUGUUAGCGAGGGGAUGUGAGCAAGCAAACCUCUUUCCUGGAAUCAGACUUGAACUUCAGGACUCUGUGAUUGGCUGUGCAUUCCAGGCUAUAGAUUCAAGGCUGUUCCUCAGUAACUUGCAGUUGCUGUUUUAUGUAUAUAUUUUUAAAACUGAAAAUACAACCUGUCAUAGUCUGAAGUUUGUUAGAAGCUUGCCCGUUAAAUUCUAUUUGUAUUCCUUCCAGCUGUCUGCUUGCUUUGCACUUUUUCUGUCAUGUAGAGCCACAUUUAGACAGAGGUAUUAUCUUGCAGAAGGGGUCAAACUGAAAAUUGUUUGAAGAAAAUAUGUCUUCAGAAUUGAACUACAUUCUUAAAUGGCGUCAGGCCCUGGUGUUGAAGUGCUCAAGCCUUUUUAGAAAUAUUUGUGUGUUAAUCUGUCUGAAUGAUUGUUCAGAAAAAGCAUGCAGGACCAGAGUAAAGCUUAACUGUGUUAUUACUACUGGGAUAUGAUUACCACCAGACCCCCUGUAUCAGAAUUUAAGAUAUGUGGAAGCAUUGCAACACUUGCACUAGAUUUUGUAGGCUUCUUAUCUUCUGCUUAUAAUUUGCUAUUCUUGACACUUAAACUUGUUUAGUUAUAUAUACAUAAACAUAUAUGUUUGUGCAUGUAUAACAAAAACUAUAUAUGUAAACAUAUCCAUACAUGUAAAGAAGCUGUAACAGACAUCAAUACAUUUAUUUUUACUAUGCUUUGUUUCUUAUGUUGCAAUUAAUCUUCCUUCUACUCCUCCUGUCCCUAGGGUCAGUUAAGUGAGAGCAUGGACCACGGGGGAGUUGGCCAAUAUGACCUUGGCAUGGAACAUUGUGAAAAAUUUGAGAUUUCAGAAACUAGUGUAAACAGAGGUCCAGAAAAGAUCCGACCGGAAUGCUUUGAGUUACUGCGCGUACUGGGCAAAGGUGGCUAUGGAAAGGUAUUUCAAGUACGAAAAGUAACUGGAGCAAAUACUGGGAAAAUUUUUGCCAUGAAAGUUCUUAAAAAGGCAAUGAUUGUAAGGAAUGCAAAAGAUACAGCUCAUACAAAAGCAGAGCGGAAUAUACUAGAGGAAGUGAAACAUCCCUUCAUCGUAGACUUAAUUUACGCCUUUCAGACUGGUGGAAAACUCUACCUCAUCCUUGAGUAUCUCAGCGGAGGAGAACUAUUUAUGCAGUUAGAGAGAGAAGGGAUAUUUAUGGAAGACACGGCUUGCUUUUACCUAGCAGAAAUCUCAAUGGCACUGGGGCACUUGCAUCAAAAAGGAAUCAUUUAUCGUGAUCUGAAGCCAGAAAAUAUCAUGCUUAAUCAUCAAGGUCAUGUAAAACUGACAGACUUCGGAUUAUGUAAAGAGUCUAUUCAUGAUGGAACAGUCACACACACGUUCUGUGGAACAAUUGAAUACAUGGCCCCUGAAAUCUUGAUGAGGAGUGGGCAUAAUCGUGCUGUGGACUGGUGGAGUUUGGGGGCAUUAAUGUAUGACAUGCUGACUGGAGCACCUCCUUUCACCGGGGAGAACAGAAAGAAAACAAUUGACAAGAUUCUCAAGUGUAAACUCAACUUGCCUCCCUACCUCACACAAGAAGCCAGAGAUCUGCUUAAAAAGCUGCUAAAAAGAAAUGCUGCCUCACGUCUAGGAGCUGGUCCUGGAGAUGCUGGAGAAGUUCAGGCUCACCCGUUCUUCAGACACAUUAACUGGGAUGAGCUGUUGGCACGAAAGGUGGAACCUCCUUUUAAGCCCUUAUUGGUAUGUACUCAAGAGAGCUGUGAGAUACUUCUCCUGUAUACCUUUAGGAAAGGUCUUAAACAAUGUGGUAACUAAAACUUAGAAACAUUU
This is a messenger RNA of Meleagris gallopavo (turkey), 2507 nucleotides long. NCBI's taxonomy places the organism in Eukaryota, Metazoa, Chordata, Aves, Galliformes, Phasianidae. The record is from RefSeq and is a predicted model, not a curated record.